AAAACUCUCUCUCUCUCUCUCUCUCUCUCCCUCUCUAUCUUCCCUUCCCCUCUUCCUUUGGCGUGGCUUUUGGCUUUCAUUACCUCUUUCUCUCUCUCUCUCUUUCCCAGCCAGCAUCAAACACCCAUCAAUGAACAUGUCUGCUCAUCUCUUUCCUUCUCUUUUAUAUGCUUAUGGUGAGAGCAAAAGGACAAGAGAUCCAGUCUGUUUUGUCUUGGUUUCUCUUCCUCAUAACCAUAAUCAUUCUUUCUUCCGUUAAUAUCCCACUUUCUUUCUCUUUAAACCAGCUUUUUAAGUACAGUUUUUGAAGCAGCAGACAACAAAUCAUUCCAAACUCACUGUUUGAUAUUCUUCUUGUCUAUUUCUAAGUGUGUGAUUUCUAUAAAGAGAGAUAUGGACAAAUGGGAGAAACCAGUAAGAGAAGAUCGCUUUCGACGCAACCAUAGGGAACCUUCUUUCUCUUCCACUCUUCUUGAUGCAAUUUACCGUUCCAUAGAUGAAUCCAAAGAUAAAGGAGAGGAAGAGCUGAUUUUCUACAGAGAAACUAUGAGGAAGAAGCAUGGAAAUGGUUUCAAAGAAGUUGGUAAAGAAGAAAGGAUUGCAACUCUGCAAAAAGCAUGCAUGAUAGACAAAUGGAUGGAGGAAAAAGUAAGCUAUGAAAAGGUUGCAGUUCGGAGAAAAUCCAUGGCAGAUUUCGACAAAAAUACUCGAAAAGAUUUCAAUCCUAAACCACCUCCUGUUUUACUCAACUCCAGCUCUAGUUCCUCAGAAUCUAGCUGUGGAGGUGGGUUUUCUUCCUCAGAAUCUGAAUCUACUUAUGGUCUCACCUCAUCAAGAUCAUCAUCAACUUACGCCAUGCAAAGGCCUAAGCCUAUUCGAACCAGCGUUUCUGCACGGCCGGAGAGAUACGAAAGACCUGCAGAUGAAUUAAUUGCUAUGUAUCAUCAUGAGAGAAAUUAUUCAAAUUAUGCGCCAACACAAAAGCCAAAACACGAAGGCAGCUUUGUGAAGACGAAAUCCAGAGCCUUAAAAAUUUAUGCUGAUCUCAAGAAGGUAAAGCAGCCUAUUUCACCUGGAGGUCGGCUUGCAAGCUUUCUCAACUCUCUUUUCACUUCGGGAAAUGCUAAGAAAGCCAAGAUUUCAUCUUCGUCGUCGGGGUAUGAGGAAAGAAAGAUAAAGUCUGAGCAGACAUCGACAUGCUCUUCAGCUUCUUCAUUUUCAAGGUCUUGCUUAAGCAAGACCCCUUCCUCUAGAGUGAAUAAAUUGAGCAAUGGAACAAAAAGGUCAGUAAGGUUUUACCCAGUUAGUGUGAUUGUGGAUGAGGAUUCUAGACCUUGUGGACAGAAAAUUCUCUAUGGAAAUCAUGAAGAGACUCUAGUGGCAGUCACUGCUACUAGAAAUCUCACAAAUGAAGAGCUCAAGUUCCAUGUCAUGAACGAAAGUCGCAGAGUUGAGGAAGCUGCAACGGAUCUCUUAAAGAAUUAUCAGAAGAAGAAGCAAGAGCAGUUUUCUGCGGGAGAUCAUCUUUGCAAUGGCAAUGGAGAAUCUAGUGAUGAUGAAGAAGAUGCAGCAAGUUGUGCAAGUUCUGAUUUGUUUGAAUUGGAUAAUCUUUCUGCUAUUGGGAUUGAAAGGUAUCGUGAAGAAUUGCCUGUGUAUGAAACAACCCAUCUUGAUAAAAAUCGAGCCAUUGCAAAUGGCUUAAUUCUGUAAUUCCCAGAAAAAAAAAAUUAAUUAUCUUUAUUAAUGAAUUGUGCGGGGGUUUACAUCAGAGAAUAAGAUUUCUCAUCUUUCUUUA
This is a messenger RNA of Hevea brasiliensis (rubber tree), 1795 nucleotides long. Its product is annotated as protein BIG GRAIN 1-like A. The record is from RefSeq and is a predicted model, not a curated record. Gene Ontology annotation, biological process: auxin-activated signaling pathway. Lineage: Eukaryota; Viridiplantae; Streptophyta; Magnoliopsida; Malpighiales; Euphorbiaceae. The transcript has a single exon. Bases 394 to 1710 code for a protein of 438 amino acids.